CGGGAACUUGCGGAGAGGGACAGCGAGGGAAUGUCGGUCCUUGCGUCCCCUUUGCAGGUUGUCUAAAAAAGGCAAAAUCUGUUGCUUAGUAUGAAGAAAAGCAGAGGUCGGACAGAUCGAAAGAGAAGAAGAAAGCACUUGAAGAGUUUUAUGGAUGGAGGUAUCAUCAUGCCUGGAAGUUAAAUAAUAAAAUAACCAAUUGUUUCUCAAGUCAACUGCAGUCACAAGCUGGAAUACAUUAAACUUAAGAAGUGGCUAAAAGAGAGAGGAUUUGAAGACAGUAAUUUAAGGCCAGCAGAGUUCUGGGGGACAGGCAGAGGGCUGAUGACCACAAAAGCUCUUCAGGCAGGAGAUGUGAUUAUUUCAUUGCCUGAGAAGUGUUUGCUCACCACGGGCACUGUCCUCAGCAGCUGCUUGGGAGGCCACAUUGAGAAAUGGAAGCCCCCCGUGUCUCCUUUGCUGGCUCUGUGCACGUUUUUGAUAGCAGAGAAACACGCUGGGGAGAAAUCUCCAUGGAAGCCCUACCUGGAUGUUCUGCCCAAGACUUACACUUGCCCUGCUUGUUUGGAGCCUGAUGUCAUAAAUCUUCUCCCAAAACCCUUAAAAAAGAAGGCUCAGGAGCAGAAAAUGAUGAUCCAAGAGCUGUUCAGAUCUUCCAAAGCUUUCUUCUCUUCCCUGCAGCCUUUAUUUGCUGAGAGCACAGGAAGUAUUUUUAAUUUCAGUGCUCUGGAGUGGGCUUGGUGCACUAUAAAUACCAGGACAAUCUACAUGAAACAUCCUCACAGGGAGUGUUUCUCCCUGGAGCCAGAUGUUUAUGCAUUGGCACCAUAUUUAGAUUUGCUAAACCACAGCCCAAAUGUCCAGGUCAAGGCUGGGUUUAAUGAGCAGACAAGGAGCUAUGAAAUUUGGACAAAUUCACAAUGCAAAAAAUACCAGGAAGUUCUGAUCUGCUAUGGACCUCAUGAUAAUCAGAGGCUGCUGCUGGAAUAUGGAUUUGUUGCCAUGGACAACCCUCACAGCAGUGUUUAUGUCUCAGCAGAUACUCUCCUCAAAUAUUUCUCACCACUGGACGAGCAGAGAAAGGCCAAAGUUUCCAUUCUAAAGGAUCAUGAUUUCCUAGAGAAUUUGACCUUUGGCUGGGAGGGACCAUCCUGGAGACUCCUCACAGCCCUCAAGGUGCUGAGUCUGGCAGCAGAUGAAUUUGCUUGCUGGAGGAGGAUCCUGCUUGGUGAUGUCACUUCAGCCAGGAAUGAACAGCAAGCUUUGGGUACAGCAGCAAAAAUUUGUCAGUUUUUAAUAGAGGAGACCCAGCACGUCCUUCUCCAGAUUUCCCAGCUGAAAAGAGACAAAGAGAACCUCAAAACCCACCUGGCUUUGGUGGAAAUGCUGCGCUCAGAAGACCUCAAGAUCCUUCAAAAAUCAGCUGAGAUUCUUUGCAACUUGAAUUUAGGAACAACUUGAGCCCCCUGGAGCUGUGACAGGGAUUAUUGCCAGAUUAUUGCUCUUUUAAUGGAUUUGAGCAGCAAAGAAUAAUUUAAAAUUUCAUCAGAGUAAUUUUGUUCUUUGCUGACCUUCACACAAAAGGUUCUGCUGAAGUGGAGAGCUCGAGCUCCUUGGUUUGGAGAAAAGAGAAUUUUUUUAAAGGGCAUUUCAGGGCAGGACCCUUAUUUAAGCUGCAGAAACUUCAUUUGGGAUUGGGAUUCUCUUGUGAUUAUUGUCCAUGAUGUGAUUUUAAAAAGUGCUUAUUUUUGUAAAUAUAUUACUUCAUUUUCUA
Messenger RNA from Pyrgilauda ruficollis (rufous-necked snowfinch), 1774 nucleotides. It is a transcript of the gene SETD4, whose product is annotated as SET domain containing 4. Gene Ontology annotation, molecular function: protein binding; transcription coactivator activity; histone H3K4 methyltransferase activity. Gene Ontology annotation, biological process: peptidyl-lysine trimethylation; peptidyl-lysine monomethylation; positive regulation of transcription by RNA polymerase II. The transcript has 11 exons. Bases 325 to 1461 code for a protein of 378 amino acids. NCBI's taxonomy places the organism in Eukaryota, Metazoa, Chordata, Aves, Passeriformes, Passeridae. The record is from RefSeq and is a predicted model, not a curated record.